This is a messenger RNA of Drosophila innubila, 1497 nucleotides long. RefSeq names its product nedd8-activating enzyme E1 catalytic subunit (gene Uba3). Gene Ontology annotation, molecular function: NEDD8 activating enzyme activity. Gene Ontology annotation, biological process: protein neddylation. The transcript has a single exon. NCBI's taxonomy places the organism in Eukaryota, Metazoa, Arthropoda, Insecta, Diptera, Drosophilidae. Bases 79 to 1434 code for a protein of 451 amino acids. The record is from RefSeq and is a predicted model, not a curated record. Gene Ontology annotation, cellular component: cytoplasm; nucleus.
CCCUAAUCACCCGCAUUCGAUUCGCAAAAAAACCAGUCGAAGUUUACGAGAAGAGUGUUUAUUUUUUAUUGUAAAAGUAUGUCGGUUGCCUCACCUUCAAAUCCCUCAAUUUCCUUGCAAAGCAAGCGGUGGAAUGGACUGCGUCAUGUGCUGGAACGCGAGGGUCUGUUCUGCAAGGAUGACUUUACUCCCUCGCCAGACAAUUUGGAAUUCCUUCAAACGAAGGGCAAGGUGCUCAUCAUUGGUGCCGGCGGUUUGGGCUGUGAGCUUCUGAAGGAUUUGGCGCUGAUGGGAUUUGGUGACUUACAUGUGAUUGAUAUGGACACAAUAGAGCUGUCCAAUCUAAAUCGACAGUUUCUGUUUCGGCGCACGGACAUUGGCUCAUCAAAGGCGGAGUGCGCCGCUCGCUUUAUAAACAGUCGGGUGCCCACCUGUAAGGUGACACCGCAUUUUGCCAAGAUUCAGGACUUUGACGAGUCUUUCUACCAGCAGUUCCAUAUUAUUGUUUGCGGCCUGGAUUCAAUUGUGGCACGUCGCUGGAUUAAUGGCAUGUUGCUUUCCAUGCUGCGAUACGAGGAGGACAAUACCAUUGAUGUGUCAUCCAUUAUACCAAUGAUUGAUGGCGGCACUGAGGGGUUCAAGGGCAAUGCCCGUGUCAUUCUACCUGGCUUCACGGCCUGCAUUGAAUGUACCUUGGAUUUGUUUCCGCCACAAGUCAACUAUCCGCUGUGCACCAUCGCCAAUACACCACGACUCCCGGAGCAUUGCAUUGAGUAUGUUAAGCUAAUACAAUGGGACAAGGAGAACCCUUUCGGUGUGCCCUUGGACGGUGAUGAUCCGCAGCACAUUGGCUGGAUCUAUGAGCGUGCCCAGGAACGCGCAAAUCAGUUUAAUAUAGGCGGCAUUACGUAUCGCCUCGUGCAGGGCGUCAUCAAGCAUAUUAUACCGGCGGUGGCCAGCACAAAUGCAGUCAUAGCCGCCGCCUGUGCUCUGGAGGUCUUCAAGCUGGCCACCAGCUGUUAUGACAGCAUGUCCAACUAUUUAAACUUUAACGAUCUGGAUGGAAUUUACACCUAUACCUAUGAGGCAGAGAAAUCAGAGACUUGUCUUGCUUGCAGCAAUAAUCCACAAUUGCUGAACAUUGAGAAUCCCAAUACGACAACGCUGGAGGAUGUAAUCAAACAGCUUUGCGAAUCCCCACGAUUCCAACUGAAGAGUCCGGCUCUGACCACCGUCAUGGCCGAUGGCAAGCAACGCACCUUAUACAUGGCCAAUGUGAAGAGCAUUGAGGAGGCGACACGCAAGAACCUUACACAAUCUCUUGGUGAGCUGUGCCUUCAGGAUGGUCAGUUGUUGACCAUCACGGAUGCCACAUCGCCUACUGCAAUGACGCUUCAGCUCAAGUAUCAGGCCAACGAGGUUGAAAUGCUAUAAAUUAUAAACAAAUAAAAUGUCUAAACAAUUUAUUUAUGUAUUAAGAUUAAAUUUUUGUAGAGA